This is a messenger RNA of Triticum aestivum (bread wheat), 710 nucleotides long. RefSeq lists its product as uncharacterized. The transcript is spliced from 2 exons. The coding region runs from base 225 to 701 and encodes 158 amino acids. The record is from RefSeq and is a predicted model, not a curated record. Lineage: Eukaryota; Viridiplantae; Streptophyta; Magnoliopsida; Poales; Poaceae.
UGUGUAAGGCAAGCGGGACAGAACGGCUGGAAGUCGAGGCACGGCUCGUGAGUGUAGCGUGGACGAGUUGUCGAUCCCCUUCCUCCUCCUCCUCCUCCAUUUCGAAUUGUAGAUCAAGUUGCUAGCAAUGUUUCCAUGAAAUACAAUUGUGAGAGAAUUGGUGCUAACAAUCUGGCAUUAGAGUCGUUCCGACUCUGGAUCUUCUGGUUCACCGCCAUCACACCAUGCUUGCCGACCGCCGUCGAGCUGAAGCCAUGGACCGGAUCUCGUCAGAGACUAAGGCAAUCUACGAUCUUCCUCGGGCCGAUCUCGACGCCGCCCUGUCGAAGACCACGUCCGAGAAGAGCGAGGAGAUGGUCGCCGCCCUCGCCAAGCUGGACUCCAAGCUGGAUCAACUUUCAAGAUGCAUCGACGCGGUCAAACUCGGCAUUGUUCUCGACCUCGACGAACUCCACGAAGAACUCAUGACUGACUGCAGUGCCGCAUCGUCACGAACCACGCCGCCAUCACCACGACCUCCGCCUGCGACUACCAAGCAAGCCCUGCCAGGUAGCGGAUCCGCUGGCCAAGAAGAAUUCCACAACGAUUCUGAUCAGCAAAGCACAAGACCAAGACGACAACACCGCCCCUUCCGAUGGGUUCUAUGUAGAACUCGACGACGACGAGUGACUUGCCACCCAGGUGGUGAUCUACGCUUGUGAAGGGCCUAC